Messenger RNA from Rotaria socialis, 2856 nucleotides. NCBI's taxonomy places the organism in Eukaryota, Metazoa, Rotifera, Eurotatoria, Philodinida, Philodinidae. The record is from the annotation of a GenBank genome assembly.
AUGCAUAUAGAGACAACUACAGUAAUAGUCGAUAACAAUGAACAAGUAUCAACAUCGUUUUCUGAUUUAUAUAAUCUUUAUGAAAUUAUUGGAAAAGGACCAUUCAGUGUAGUUCGUCGUUGCACAAGUAAAAAUGAUAAUAAACAAUAUGCUGUAAAAAUUAUUGAUGUUGAACAAUUUACUGCAACACCAGGAUUUUCUGCUGAUGAUUUGCGACGUGAAGCAGUUAUCUGUUCAAGUCUUAAACAUCCGCAUAUUGUCGAAUUAUAUGAAACAUUUGAAUCAGAAGGAUGUCUUUUUAUGGUUUUUGAAUAUAUGGAUGGUUCUGAUCUAUGUUUUGAAAUUGAAAAACGUGCACUAACUGGUUUUGUAUACAGUGAAUCUGUAGCUAGUCAUUAUAUGCGUCAAAUAUUAGAAGCUGUUCGUUACAUUCAUGAUCGUGGUAUCAUUCAUCGCGAUUUGAAACCUCAUUGUGUUUUAUUAUCAUCGAAAGAAAAUGCUGCACCAGUCAAAUUAGGUGGUUUCGGUGUGGCAUUACAAUUACCUGAGUCAGGUUUAGUUCAAGCGAGUCGUAUUGGUACACCAUCGUUUAUGGCACCCGAAGUAGUUAAUAAAGAAUCACCAGGUUUUGGUCGUCCAGUUGACAUGUGGGCUUUAGGUGUUAUGCUCUAUGUUCUCUUAACUGGUACAUUACCAUUUGCUGGUACACGAAAUCGAGUUUUUGAUAUGAUUACAAAAGGCGUUAUUAAUAUGAGAAGUAAACAAUGGGAACAAAUAUCAGAAUCAGCUAAAGAUCUUGUGAGUCGAUUAUUAUGCUUAGAUCAAAAUGAACGAAUAACAAUUAAAGAAGCCCUUGGACAUCCAUGGAUUCGAGAACGUGAAAAAUUUGCAUUACGAAAACAUUUGCCUGAUACUGUUGAAGAACUACGCAAAUUUAAUGUACGACGUAAAUUAAAGGGUGUAGUAUUAGCAGCUGUUUCAAGUCCUCGUUGGCCACAGAUACCAAUUUAUUCACCAAUGACAACAACAAAUUCAUCAUCAAACAUGAUGAAAGAUGUAUUGUUACCAACAAAUUCAAAUGAUUUCGAUGAUAUGGCAUCAUCGGCUGUUUCACAAAUACUUGAUUCAUUAGAAGACACUCAAUGGUUAACUGUAGGUGAUCGUGUUGAACUUGACUUUUUACAAAAAUUAUUUGAAGAUAAACAAUUACGAAGUUUACUUGAAUUAUACGAUCGUAUAAAUUCGGAUGACAUUCGUCCGUAUAACACUCCUGACUCAAAUGCAGUAGAAAUUGUUUCCGAUAUUGUUGCAUUAAUUGAACGAAACUCUCAACAGUCUAGGUCAUCGGAUGAUGUUCAUAAUCUUCUUGAUUUGUUACAUGAACCACAUAUACAGGCUCUUCUACAAGCACAUGAUGUUGUUGCACAAGAAAUAUAUGGUGAUGAUGCCAUACGUAUUACGCCAUCGUGUGUCGGAAAUAAUACAUUACCACCAGAUUCCGGUCUCGACAAUGAUUACAUUGGUCACAAUGGUGGCGGAUCGAAUGAAAGUGGUGAAGACAGAUUAAGUGAUUUACCAUGCGAUGUAACACGAGUACGACUUGUUCAAUUUCAACGUAAUACUGAUGAACCAUUGGGUAUUACAUUACGUAUGACAGAAAAUAAACGUUGCAUUGUAUCACGUAUACUGAACGGUGGCAUGAUACAUCGACAGGGUACAUUACAUGUUGGUGAUGAAAUUAAAGAAAUUAAUGGACAAACAGUUUCUAAUCAUCCUAUACAAUAUUUACAACAAAUGCUUAAAGAUGCACGUGGUAGUAUUACAUUUAAAAUUGUACCUAGCUAUCGAAGUCAGCCGCCGCCUUGUGAUAUCUAUGUAAAAGCAUUAUUUAGUUACGAUCCUAAAGAAGAUGAUAUAAUACCCAGUGCGCAAGCGGGUAUAAAAUUUUCUAUUGGCGAUAUACUACAAAUUAUAUCUAAAGACGAUCACAAUUGGUGGCAAGCGAAAAAAAUUAUGUCAUAUCAUAAUUAUAAUGAGCAAACAAUAAAUUAUUACAAUAGUGAUUAUAGUAAUUCACCAGCUGGUCUAAUACCGUCACCAGAACUGCAAGAAUGGAGAAUAGCUACUAAUGCAAUUGAAAAAGCUCGAGAUGGAACUGCUAAUUGUGGAAUGUUUGGUCGAAAACGAAAAGUAGUCAAAGAUAAAUAUUUAGCAAAACAUAAUGCUGUGUUUGAUCAACUUGAUUUGGUCACAUAUGAAGAAGUUAUUCGAUUGCCUGAGUUUCGCCGGAAAACACUUGUUCUACUUGGCGCACAUGGUGUUGGCCGUCGUCAUAUAAAAAAUACAUUGAUAACAAGCCAACCAAAAAUAUUUGCUUAUCCUAUUCCACAUACAACACGACUACCGAAGAAAGAAGAAGAAAAUGGAAAAAAUUAUUUUUUUGUAACACACGAAGAAAUGAUGCGUGAUAUAGCUAAUAAUGAAUAUCUCGAAUAUGGUACACAUGAUGAUGCAAUGUAUGGAACAAAACUAGAAACAAUACGUAAUAUUAAUCGGCAAGGUCUUAUGGGUAUACUUGAUGUUGAACCACAAGCAUUAAAAGUUUUACGUACAGCAGAAUUUGCACCAUACAUUGUUUUCAUUGCUGCACCGGAUCUUUCACAAAUCAAAGGAGUCAAUGACGAGAGUUUAGAAAGAUUAAUAAAAGAAAGUGAACUUCUUCAUCAAGCUUAUGGACAUUAUUUUGACUCGAUUAUUAUUAAUAAUGACAUCGAAGAAACCAUACGAACAUUACAACACGCUAUUGAAAGCGUCGGUCUACAGCCUCAGUGGGUACCUGUCAGUUGGGUGUAUUGA